GGUCGGCUUCUCUGCCAAAAGCUUCAGCGCCUUAAGUUGAUGUUUUUCAGGAUCCAGAGAGUCAUUUCAAAACCGCUAUUUCACUCUCUGAGGCAGCUCUUUUUGUUACGCAAUCCCCGAAAACUGACCUCCAGAAUGGCCUUUCAGUAUCCACAGGCUUACCGUGAUGAGGCAGUUAUGGAUGACUAUCAUGGCUGCAAAGUACCAGAUCCAUACAGCUGGCUGGAGGACCCGGACAGUGAAAAGACACAGGCCUUUGUCAGCGCUCAGAACCAACUGACGUUGCCAUUUUUGGAGCGCUGUGAUGUGCGAGACCUGUUCAAGGAGCGCAUGACAGAGCUGUACGACUACCCCAAGUAUAGCUGUCCCUUCAAGAGGGGGAGCAGGUACUUCCACUUCUACAACACAGGGCUCCAGAACCAGAGUGUAAUGUAUGUGCAGGAGAGCCUGGAUGCUGAGCCCACAGUCUUCUUGGAUCCAAACACAUUUUCUGACGAUGGGACAGUUGCCCUGCGAGGCUAUGCAUUCUCUGAGGACGGGGAAUACCUGGCAUAUGGCACCAGUGCCAGCGGGUCAGACUGGGUGGAGAUCCGGUUCCUGCGGGUUGAAGGUGCCAUGCCUCUAGAGGACCGCCUGGAGCGAGUCAAGUUCAGCUGCAUGUCCUGGACCCAUGAUGGGAAGGGACUUUUCUACAAUUCCUACCCUGACCAAGAGGGCAAGAGUGACGGCACUGAAACCUCCACCAACCUGUAUCAGAAGCUAUACUUCCAUGUUCUGGGGACUCCGCAGUCUGAGGACGUGCUUUGCGCCGAGUUUCCUGACCAUCCCAAAUGGAUGAGUGGAGCUGAGGUAUCAGAUGAUGGGCGAUAUGUACUGCUGUCCAUCAGGGAAGGUUGUGACCCAGUCAACAGACUGUGGUAUUGUGACCUUCAGACCACUGCUCAGGGUAUUACAGGACUUUUGCCAUGGGUGAAGCUAAUCGACAACUUUGACGCCGAGUACGAGUACGUGACCAACGAGGGCACGUUGUUCACAUUCAAGACCAACCUAGACGCCCCACGCUAUCGCCUCAUCAACAUCGACUUUGCCUCUCCUGCUCAGAGCAACUGGAAGGAGCUCAUCCCUCAACAUGACAAGGACGUUAUUGUGUUCGCCACCUGCACGUACUCCAGCUACCUGUUUGUGUGUUUCCUCCACGACGUGAAGAAUGUGUUGAAAAUGUACCGUCUGAGCUCGGGGGAGGAGCUGAGGACCUUCCCUCUGGACGUCGGCUCCGUGGUGGGCUUCACAGGACGGAAGCGGGACUCUGAGAUCUUCUACUAUUUCACCUCUUUCCUCUCUCCAGCCAUCAUUUACCAUUGUGACCUGACCAAGGAGCCGCUGCAGCCCCACAUCUUCAGGGAGGUCACUGUCAAAGGCUUCAACCCCUCCGACUACCAGACCACCCAGAUCUUCUAUCCCUCCAAGGACGGCACUCAAAUCCCCAUGUUCAUUGUUCACAAGAAGGGUAUCAAAAUGGAUGGCUCCCAUCCAGGUUUCCUAUACGGCUAUGGAGGCUUUAACAUCUCCAUCACACCGAGCUACAGCGUCUCCCGCCUCAUCUUUGUCAGACAUCUCGGCGGAGUCCUCGCCGUUGCCAACAUCAGAGGGGGAGGGGAGUACGGGGAGACCUGGCACAAAGCGGGCAUGUUGGCCAACAAGCAGAACUGCUUCACAGACUUCCAGUGCGCGGCUGAAUAUCUCAUCAAGGAGGGAUACACUUCUCCUUCCAAACUGACUAUAAAUGGAGGCUCCAACGGUGGUCUGCUCGUAGCGGCCUGCGUGAACCAGCGGCCCGAGCUGUUUGGCUGCGCUGUCGCUCAGGUCGGCGUCAUGGACAUGCUGAAAUUCCACAAGUUCACCAUCGGCCACGCCUGGACCACAGACUUCGGCUGCUCAGAGGACAAAGAGCAGUUUGAGUGGCUCAUGAAAUACUCCCCGCUCCAUAACAUCCGCAUCCCAGAAGGCAACGGGGUCCAGUACCCUGCAGUACUCCUGCUGACGGGGGACCACGAUGACCGAGUGGUGCCCCUCCACUCUCUCAAAUACAUCGCCACCCUGCAGCACAUCGUAGGCCGCAGCUCCAAGCAGACAAACCCCCUGUUCAUCCUCGUGGACACAAAGUCGGGCCACGGCGCCGGCAAGCCCACCAGCAAGGUCAUCCAGGAGGUGGCGGACACGUACGCCUUCAUCGCUCGCUGUCUCAACAUCUCCUGGGUCAAAUAACCAGUGUGCAUGUGUUUUUGUUUUGUUUUGUUCUUUUUGUUUUCUUUUCUUUUCAUCAGUUACUCAAAUCAUCUUUGGAAUACUGUUCAUACCAACUGUUCCCAUUGUUCUUUAAACUUUACAUCAACAGCUCCUGUUUACCCAGCCACCAUUACCACACCCAUCAGGAUCUCUCUGGCUGCACUAACACAAAACUUAGAAGCCAACAUGCAGCACUCAUAGCUAACGAACCCUGUCCUAUAGGCCAUGAUUGUAGUCCUGGUCAAACUACAUUAUCAGUGAUGGGUGUGGAAAGGGAGGGAGGGAGGGGUUACUUUCAUGGUUACGGUAAUCAGCCAAUCAGCCGUUACAGUCAUGAGGUCAAAGUGGCAAAGGUUAAUUUGAAGAUCGUUUCUGCGUCCUCCGGGUGCUCCAACUUGAUGCAUAUUAUUUAUUGUUUUCUUUGUGCGCAGGAUGGAAAGGCUGUUGCAUGUUGAAUGAUCUCAGCUUGUACAAUUCUGACCAGACCAGUAUUGUGCAAAUGAUGAUAGUGCUAGCUGACAGGAUUGCUGUGGAUGCGCGUGCGGAAACUUACGGAAAACACUUACCAUUUUGUGUGUGUGUGUGUGUGCGCGCGCGCGCGUGUGUUGGUGUGAGUGUGUGUGUGCGUGUUUAAAUGUCAGUCCCCACAUUUUCUUUCAGACUGAUAAUGAUUUCUACCUCUUGACAUGUGCUGAUUGUUUACCUUUUUAAAGGGAACAAAACACAAUGCCACAGCUACAAUAAACAACUUUUUAAACAGUGAUUUAUCAUCCCGGUGCGUUUAUUCUUUAAGAGAAGUAACAAUGAGGUUUUUUUUUUGUAGUAGUAGUAGUGUUUUUGUGUCACAUACAAUGUGAAUGACGGAACUGUAUAUUAAUGAGUUUUGACUGUAAAACAACUAAUGAUACUGCAAAUACACUACUUUUUGCUGAUGGAUUACUAGCAUGGUGACCCAUAUCAACAAUCGUUAACCACAAACCAAUUCCUUGAGUGGUGCUUGAGUUAUCAAAUAAAACGACACUCAACAA
Messenger RNA from Seriola dumerili (greater amberjack), 3314 nucleotides. RefSeq names its product prolyl endopeptidase (gene prep). Gene Ontology annotation, cellular component: cytosol. The transcript is spliced from 14 exons. The record is from RefSeq and is a predicted model, not a curated record. Gene Ontology annotation, molecular function: oligopeptidase activity; serine-type endopeptidase activity. NCBI's taxonomy places the organism in Eukaryota, Metazoa, Chordata, Actinopteri, Carangiformes, Carangidae. Gene Ontology annotation, biological process: proteolysis. The coding region runs from base 40 to 2265 and encodes 741 amino acids.